Microcebus murinus (gray mouse lemur) is the source of this 429-nucleotide messenger RNA. NCBI's taxonomy places the organism in Eukaryota, Metazoa, Chordata, Mammalia, Primates, Cheirogaleidae. The record is from RefSeq and is a predicted model, not a curated record.
AUGAUUUCAUCUGCUAGGCUUGACUUAAAUAUUUUUCUUUCUCUCCAUCUGCUGCCUUUAUUUAGGAUAAUUGACGAAGAUGAAGAAGUUGAAGCUGACAGAAAUGUUAAUCAUCUCCCCAGUCUUGUCCUUUCUGAUACCAUGAAAACUGGUUUGAAGAGGGAAUUUGAUGAAGUCUUUACGAAGAAAAUGAUUGAGUCCAUGAGCCGUCCUUCCAUGGAGCUUGUGCUCUGGAAACCUCUCCCUGAACUCCUUUCUGAUAAGCCAAAGCCAUCAUCUAAUGCUAAGAACUACACAGGAGAGAGCCAAACUAAGCAUGGAGCUGCUGGCACUGCCUUCCCUCAGAGAACUGAACUGUUCUUAGAACCUCGGCAAACAGGGAUGCCUCUUUACAAUAGUUUGGAGACAGCUGCUAACACAGAAGAAGAG